Molecule: messenger RNA, 6748 nt
Organism: Diachasmimorpha longicaudata
Lineage: Eukaryota; Metazoa; Arthropoda; Insecta; Hymenoptera; Braconidae
Gene: Hipk
Product: homeodomain-interacting protein kinase 2
Exons: 14
Coding region: 938-5026 (1362 amino acids)
Biological process (GO): peptidyl-serine phosphorylation; peptidyl-threonine phosphorylation
Cellular component (GO): cytoplasm; nucleus
Molecular function (GO): protein serine/threonine kinase activity; protein tyrosine kinase activity; ATP binding
Source: RefSeq, a predicted model, not a curated record
GGGCCGAGGUGCUGCCGUAGUACCCGACACGCCACAGUCGUCGGCAGGAGGGCAACUCGAGAAGCGAACGAAAAGCCUCAAUCCGUGAUGGAUAAUACCCUGAAAGAGCAAUGAGUGCUUGACCAUUCAUUAUCGUUCGGGCUAAAUAAUUGCCCCUAGUCCUAGUGCCUCGAAAAAGUGGUGAUUGUCGAUAGUAACAAUCGUGUGUGUGGGUGUAGUUUUUCGACAGUUAUUUGUGGUGUUUUGGGGGCCGUGAAAUGCGCGUCCUCGGGGUGCAGGCGGUGGCUGAAAAGUGGCGAGAACACAAGUGAAAUAAAAACCUGCGGAUUUUCCGCUAUUUUAUUUUUUUCUCUUCUUUUUCCUCAUUUACUUUUGGAUUUUGUGAUUGGGCAGAGGGACGGGGGGGAGAGGUACGUAAUUGGCAGUGUCACCGCUCCAAUCCUUCAAUUCUGUUUGUCACGGCUGCGUAUGGAACCGAGGCGUACACGUACUGCAGACGUUGAUGAUAAAAAAAAAAUUCCCCUGUUUAAUGAAGCAUUAGCCAGUGUAUCAAUAUACAUUUGGCAUACACAUCCGUCUCUCUCUGAUUAACGAGUGGAGAGAGGGGGGUACAGAGGCUAUUGGUGAGGCAAGAUGGCUGGGAAUUGUUGAGAGGUACCAGGCGGAAAGCGGGGCCGGACGUUUAGUUGGUGGAUAAAGAGAAAAAAAAAGAGAAAAGGAGGAAAAAAUAACGAGAAAAGAGGCCACGUCGGAUCAAGCGAGGAAUUGAAAUCACAGUUGCCCGAUACUUCACGGAACAGGAGAAAUAAGAACAUGACGCAAAUAUAUCGCCUGUAACUGAAUACUCUGGGGACGAGGAGGAGGAAAAGUUUUCAUCUUGGAAAUAAUUUUUUGGGCUGAAAUAAACGACGAGACACUGGUCGAGGAGUGAAAGGGAAUGUGUGACAUGUUUAUCCAAACUCAGCAAACGAGCAGCGUCAACAGCAGCAGCAGCAGUAGCAGCAGCAGCAGUAGUAACAAUACCGCUCAUCAUCACAGUAAAAAACGUAAAUUGGAUUAUAAUGUUUGUCAACCAGUGAUCCAACACUCAUUGGUACAAUCGAGCGGCGAUUACCAAUUGGAUAAUACUGGACUACAGCGUUACUCUGUGACUGGUACUAACGCCGGAUUCGGCACGCUGCAGAAUAAUGCGCUGCAGAAGAGUCCGAAUCAGCAGACCCUGGUGCGUGCAUCCACUAUCAAACUUUUAGACACGUAUCAACGGUGCGGACAGAAGAGAAAAACUUGGUCGAGGGAAGGUAAUGAGGCCUUGGCAGUGCAACCAUCAAAUUUGACAAACGGUGUUGGCAGUACAGUGGUACCACCGAUUCAUUCUCAACAUCAGCAACAGCAACAGCCACAAUUUCACCAGCAGACACAACAGCCACCUCAACAGCAACAGCAACAACACAAACAGACAAAUAUGACGUCACACAGCAAACAAGUUGCUAAUACGGGCAAUGGUGGUAAUAAUCCCCAAGGUGAUGGAGAUUAUCAACUGGUACAGCACGAGGUCCUGUACUCUAUGACCAAUCAGUACGAAGUCCUUGAGUUUCUUGGGAGAGGGACUUUUGGACAAGUUGUCAAAUGUUGGAAGAAAGGAACCAACGAAAUUGUCGCCAUCAAAAUUCUGAAGAAUCAUCCUUCGUAUGCGCGCCAAGGUCAAAUUGAGGUCUCCAUCCUGUCACGACUGAGCCAGGAAAAUGCGGAUGAGUUCAACUUUGUGCGCGCUUACGAGUGCUUCCAGCACAAAUCCCAUACCUGUUUGGUCUUUGAGAUGCUGGAGCAGAACCUCUAUGACUUUCUUAAACAGAAUAAAUUUUCACCCCUGCCACUUAAGUACAUUAGACCCAUUCUUCAACAAGUACUUACGGCGCUUCUCAAGCUGAAGCAACUGGGACUGAUUCACGCGGACUUAAAGCCCGAGAACAUAAUGCUAGUGGAUCCAGUGCGUCAGCCCUAUCGAGUCAAAGUCAUUGACUUCGGUUCUGCAUCGCACGUAUCAAAAGCUGUAUGCAAUACUUAUCUCCAGUCACGAUACUAUCGUGCACCGGAAAUCAUCUUAGGUCUGCCAUUCUGUGAAGCUAUAGACAUGUGGUCCCUUGGUUGUGUUGUUGCUGAACUAUUUCUCGGCUGGCCCCUCUAUCCUGGUAGCUCCGAAUAUGAUCAGAUACGCUACAUAAGCCAAACACAGGGACUACCGACUGAACACAUGCUCAAUAAUGCCAGUAAAACGACCAAAUUUUUUUAUCGUGAUAUGGACAGUACGUAUCCGUUUUGGCGAUUAAAAACACCUGAGGAGCAUGAGGCGGAAACUGGAAUAAAGUCCAAGGAAGCUAGAAAAUAUAUUUUCAAUUGUCUGGAUGACAUUGGACAGGUUAAUGUACCAACUGAUUUAGAAGGGGGACAGCUGCUUGCUGAGAAAGCUGACAGACGGGAAUUCAUUGAUCUUCUCAAAAGGAUGCUCACGAUGGACCAGGUAGAGCGUCGUAUAACCCCUGGAGAAGCCCUGAACCAUGCAUUUGUGACUCUGGCCCACCUCGUGGAUUAUGCCCACUGUAACAACGUUAAGGCAUCAGUCCAAAUGAUGGAGGUUUGCCGGCGAGCUGGUGAUUUCACAGCGAGUCCAACGCAUCAUCAGGCGCCCCCAGCGCCUCAGCCACCACCUCCAACCUCUCUCGUCGCUAAUUUCGUUCCCACGACAAAUGGUAGCGCAGUUACGUUGACAUUCAACAACCAAGUCCAGAGACUAGUCAGAGAGCAUCGAACAGCCCAAACUGGAUAUGGUGAUUUGUACCAGAUAUACAGUAAUAGUACAAGAAGGGCGACACAGUACAGUAGUUCGUCUGGUGGUUCCAAUGGUGGCAGAAGUGGUGUUCACGAUUUUCCCCAUCAACUUGUACCAGGAAUACUAUGUCCACCACCUGGUUAUCAGACUAUGCCCAGUCCAGCUAAACAUGUUGUUGUGGCACAACCACCUCCAGCACAGCAGGCACCAUUGCAAAUUCAACCAUCGAUUAUUUCUCAGCAGGCAGUGGCUGCAGCAGCUGCUGCUGCACAACAACAGUACGCUGCUGUGCCAGUAUCCAUGGUGGAGACUGGAAGACAAAUGUUACUCACCAACGCCGUGCAAACAUCGUGGCCUGGAGGCAGCCGACAAAUGGCAGCCAUCGUUCCCAGUUGGCAACAAUUGCCUCCCCAACAUGCUGCUAUUCAACAGCCAUUACUGAGCGAUGCUGGAGAUUGGGGGAGACCUCUCAUUGUGGACAGCUCAGCUAUUAUACAGGAUCAGCGUCCCGUGUUCCCCGUAACUGAAGUAUACAACACGAGUGCAUUGGUGGAGCAUCCCCCUCAGAGCUGGGGCAAACGAAGUGUCACGAAACAUCACCAGCAUCAUCUAACAGUGCCCCAACAAUCACAACACCGGCAUGAUCACAAAAAAGAAACGCAACAGCUGAGUCCAGUGAAAAAACGAGUGAAGGAGAGCACUCCACCGAGCAGCAUGCGGCGACAUUCACCAUCGAAUGGCCACUGGCAGCAGCAGUCGGUCCAAUCGUCGCAUCAUCACAGUGGAAAACAUGCUAGUAAUCAUAAUGCUGAACAUCAGCAGGUGGCGGCUGUACGACAGCAGACAAUCACUAUUCAUGACACACCUUCUCCAGCCGUAUCGGUUAUCACUAUCAGUGAUAGCGAGGAUGAAACACCUGGGAAGUGUUGCGGAGACCGUCAGUGUGGAGCUUGCCAAGGGUUAGCAUGCCACCUGUCUGGCGAACGACGUCCCGUCCGCGAGGAAGUCAUUCGAAGCACGCAAUCGACGCCUCGAAUCAUCCAAAAUUCUCAGUCAGUGCAUUCAACGACUCAACCUCAUGCUCACAGUCAGAACUCACAUGGGAGUACAAGGGCACACAGGAAAAAUGUGAUAAGCUGCGUAACUGUUGGUGAUAGCGAUGGAGAAGCUAGUCCUGGAAGGGCGCACACGCAGUUAUACCCUCCGUCGCAUUUGUCGCAGCAUCAACAACAUCAGCAAACUACGCAGCAUAUCAAACAUGAACCACAGCCCCAACACCACGUGAGCUCCGGUUAUUCACAAUCGCAGAAAAAGCGGCUACUGGCUAAAGUUCAAUCAGAGUGCAACAUGAUAAAUGUAGCGACGAAACCGGAGCCGGGAGUUGAAUAUUUAGCUCCACAUCCGUGCCACGCGCCAGCCUGCAAGGAGCCACCGACCUAUCAGGCUGACGUCUAUGACAUGCAUGACUACUUAUUGCAGUAUGUGACCACGAGUACCGCGCAUCCGCAUCUUCAGGAGCAGCAUAUUGUUUACACAACUGGUGCUGAAAAACGUGUAUCAUGGCCGGGUAAACGAGCUGAGUACAAGCACGAGUACGUCCAACCACCGGCUGCCCACUCUAGAGAUCAUCAGAAGUGGGCUGUUGCAAAUCCAGUGCAUCAGUACAGGCAAAGCCAGGUGGUGGGUUCAGCAUCACAUCCGAGUCAUGGCCACAGCCACCACGGGCAUCCAGCCCAUCUGAGUCCCGGGGGUGGUGGUGGUGGCGGUGGUAGUGGACGCAGUCCAGCUGCUGGACCUAUUGUAGGGGGCAGCCAACAUCUUGGCCAGCCUCUUUAUCAGGAGUAUGCUCACGUGCGGGCACGUGGACAUCCUGUACCACCACCGGUUUACGUAACUGCUGCACCAUCUCAAGCUCCCACAGCGAUACAGCAACAGCAAGUGCCCACCUACCAGGGAUUCACACCCGGGUGGGUACCUAGACAACUAGUUGAUGCAUGCAUCUCGUCACCACUAACGUUGUAUGAUUCUAGUCGUGCACUUCCACCACCAGCGCAUCAUAGCUCAGCAAGACCAUUGUUGGCAAGUCAUGCGGCGCAUCCCUUGCCCGCACACAUGCAGCCCACAGCUGUUUACGGUUUGGCACCCCUAUCGCCAGCUAAACAUCAAUAUCAACCGUCCGGCCUGUGGUUCACCGAGUAAUUCGGUUAAACCGAUUCCGACGAACCCUCUCCCCCAAGUGAAUCGCCAUGAUGACACAAUGACGACUAGAUUCGCCAAUCGACAUGCAUCAAAUCACCACGUGAUGCAGUAAACAAUGAAUUAUUUGUUAAACAUUUAACGUAAAUGCAUAUGUUGAUUCAUGAGGAUCAGUGUUAAUUAUAUUUCAAUCUAUAAAUGAAAUUUUUUGGUUUGUGGGGCAGUUUUAGGUCGUAAUCACAGUAAGAUUAUUUUAAUUGGUUCAACACAUCACAAUUUCUAUUCGUAAUCCGUCCGAUAAUGAUGAAUUUAAUUUCAUUUUACCAUAUUCGAUGGUUUUACGUGCGUGAAAAAAGAACUGGUAAGAUUUAUUUGACCAUGAAGGUGAAUUAUCCAGUGUUUAAACAGAUAAAAUCAUGAGUAAUCGAAUGUGGACAUAAUUUAUGAGAGAUAAGCCUACGGUUUAUGAAAUCAAUCAGUUCUCUUAGAAAAAACGAAUGGAGGUUCAAUCACUCGAUAAAUAUCGAACACUGGAAAAUUCCCAAACACAUGAAAACAUUAGAAAAUGAGCAUUUCAAUACCUCCGAUCAAAUUGUGCAUUUUCAAAAGCAAAGAGAUGCACAAUAAAUUAAUCGAAGUGACAACCUCGGUUGAGUACCUAUAUAUUUAAUCGGAUUGGACGUAUUUUUUAAUGUUCUCGGGCCAUUAGUGAGGCCUCAAUAUUUUAAUCAAAACGUCAACGAAUUAAAAAAGGUUUAAAGGAAUGACCACAUGACGGGAUUGCGUGGAGACUAAUCAUUUGCACGUCGCAUUUUUCUUUUUACAAAGGCAUUAUUAAGGAUAUGCAAUAGUUAUCGAGCCAGAUGUUGAUGAUUUAAUUUAGCGAAAUUUGCGAACUAGUAAGUGUAUUUCCACUACGAGUGAGUUCAUGUCGGUGGAACCAUGAGAAGUUGCAAGUUCCUGAUUGUGGAACAAUACGAAUGAAAGAGUCAAUUGUAAUUUACGAAACAGCAACUAGAGGGGAAUUUUUCAUAGGGCCAUUGUGAUUUUAAUGAAAUUUUGGGCCAACUCAACAGAACGACUGUGUUGUACAUUAUAAUCAUCAUUGGGAUAUUUGUGUUUUGAUAUUUUGAAGAAAUAUCAGUAGAAAAAUGCUUGAUAAUGGUUUUUGUUCGCCAAAAAAAUCGAUAAUGAAGUUGAAAAAAAUUGCGCUUGGGGUAGUCUUAAUUGGUAAUUUUUAUAUUUUGUUUCUUCGGCAUAUGGUUGAACGCAUAUAAUGUAUAAAAUAGAUUUUUUAAUUAUUAUUUUGUAAUUGUAUAUAUCUGGCUAGGUUUUAGGGCUGAAUUACGUGUUUAUAGUUAUAUUGUGCGAUUAACCAGAAUGUUAUUGGGAAAUUAAUCAAGUUAAAAAAUCUGAGAAUGAUGGGAAAUUAUGAAUUCUCGUAAGAAAUAAGUUCAAUGAUUUAUUUGUUCACUAUAGUGAAUUAUUAAUUGUGUAAUGCGUGGAUGCUAAGUAGGGAUAGUUCAGAUGAUUUUUAUUUUAAUGUACGUAUCACUGUACAUUGCGAUAGUAAUGUCAACAAUCGAACGAGUGAGGUUUAUUCUGACUGCCCAAUGAAAUUUUGGAAAGAAUUAACACGCAAUCGAUCCCGCUCGGUUUCAAUGUGUAAAUAAUAAUUGUGAAAUAUCCAAAUAUGUACAUAGAAGAAUGCCUUUUGAAAAUUAA